AUGCCUCCGCCAGGCAACGAAUAUGCCGCCGAGCAGCUUAAGAACUCCGGCAACAAGUGCUUCAAGAAUGGCGAUUAUGAAGAAGCUGAGGCGCUGUACUCGCAGGCCAUCCAGAAGAACUCAGCGAACCCUCUGCUGUUCACGAAUCGCGCGAAUGCGAGGCUGAAGCUGGAGAAGUGGGAAGGUGUGAUUGAUGACUGCAUACGGAGCAUCGAGUUGUUGAAGGACAACAUGAAGGCCUUCUUCUAUCUCGCACAAGCCCAACUCGCCAUAAAUCACCCCAACGAAGCUCUUUCCUCAAGUCUCAUGGCCUACGAACUAUGUACCACUUCGGCGCAACAAACCUCAAACGCAGCCACCAUAUCUGCCCUCGUUCUGAAAUGCAAGAAAGCUAAAUGGGAUAUCCGCGAACGAGAACGGAUACGGCGGCGCGGCGAUCUCCUCUCCGACCUUGAAUCUAUGCUAGAGACACAAUUCAAAAAGGACAUGGAUGACAUCGAAGCACGCAUGGAGGCUGGGGAAACUAGUCGAUCAGACGGGCAGGAAGAGAAAGCGGAGCGCAAGACGGAAUUCGAGAAGAAGCGCGAUGAUCUACGGACCGCCUUUGCUAUAUCAGAUCCGGAACAUCAGCAGAAACGCGAAGUACCAGAUUACCUCGUUGAUGGCAUAACAUUUGAGAUUAUGCAUGAUCCCGUUGUUACCAAGAACGGCAGAUCGUAUGAGCGCGCCACGCUGAUUGAGCACCUCAAACGGAGUCCUACAGACCCGCUGACGAGAGAGACACUUACGAUUGGUGAUCUGAGACCAAACAUAGCACUCAAGGAGGCUUGUGAGGAGUUCAUGACAGCCAACUCGGGAUGGGUUUAUGAUUGGUAG
Messenger RNA from Alternaria arborescens, 876 nucleotides. RefSeq lists its product as hypothetical. Gene Ontology annotation, molecular function: protein-folding chaperone binding; ubiquitin protein ligase activity. The record is from RefSeq and is a predicted model, not a curated record. The coding region runs from base 1 to 876 and encodes 291 amino acids. Gene Ontology annotation, biological process: protein polyubiquitination; cellular response to misfolded protein; positive regulation of proteolysis. Lineage: Eukaryota; Fungi; Ascomycota; Dothideomycetes; Pleosporales; Pleosporaceae. Gene Ontology annotation, cellular component: cytoplasm. The transcript has 2 exons.